AUGGCGCCGCAGGUGCUCGGCAGGGCGCUGGUUACCGCCAAGUGGCUCUCGGAGGCCGUGCGGGCCGGGCGAGUGGGGCCAAGCCUGCGGGUGCUGGACGCCUCUUGGUACCCGCCGCAGGAGCGAAAUGCCCGGCAGGAGUUCAAGGAGAGGCACAUCCCCGGGGCCUCCUUCUUUGACAUCGAGGAGUGCCGCGACAAGUCCUCCCCCUACGACUUCAUGCUGCCCAGCCCAUCCCACUUCGCUGACUACGUGGGGCGCUUGGGGGUCGGCAGUGACACCCAUGUGGUGGUGUAUGAUGGGGACGAGCUGGGCACCUUCUACGCUCCCCGCGCCUGGUGGAUGUUCCGCGUGUUCGGGCACAAGGAGGUGUCCGUGCUGAACGGUGGCUUCAAGAACUGGGUGAAGGAGGGCCACCCCGUCACGGCCGAGGUCAGCCAGCCCGAGCCAGCUGUCUUUAAGGCCAGGCUGAACACAGUCCUGGUGAAGACCUUCGAGGAGAUGGUACAGAACGUGGGGUCCCUGCGGUUCCAGGUGGUGGAUUCACGCCCCGAGGGCCGGUUCCGGGGGACCGAGCUGGACCAAGGACUGGAAUCUGGUCACAUACCUGGCUCUGUGAACAUACCCUUCCACUCAUUCCUAACAGAAACUGGCCACGAGAAAAGUAUUGAGGAGAUUCAACAAAUAUUCCGUGAGAAGGAAGUGGAUCUCUCAAAGCCGUUGGCAGCCACGUGCCGCAAAGGUGUCACAGCAUGUCACAUUGCCUUGGCAGCCUACCUGUGUGGCAAGCGUGAUGUGGCUGUUUAUGAUGGUUCCUGGUCAGAGUGGUUCCACCGUGCCCCACCUCACUACAAGGUCUCUGAGUUGAAGCGCAACAAGGGCUAGAGGAGGAAGAGUUGUUCUUGGACAAUGAGAUCUACCAGCUGUCUCCAGCCCAGGGUACAGGGAAAGGGAGGAGGUAGAAGUACAGAAAAAACAUGCUGGUUUAUAUUUUGUCGGUUUUUCUAGUAAGGAUAAUGAGAUUUCUAUCAAUCUGUCGGUUUCUCAUAGUGAAUAAAAUCUACUUCUAAGAUGAUA
Messenger RNA from Columba livia (rock pigeon), 1077 nucleotides. Its product is annotated as thiosulfate sulfurtransferase. NCBI's taxonomy places the organism in Eukaryota, Metazoa, Chordata, Aves, Columbiformes, Columbidae. The transcript has 2 exons. The coding region runs from base 1 to 885 and encodes 294 amino acids. Gene Ontology annotation, cellular component: mitochondrion. The record is from RefSeq and is a predicted model, not a curated record. Gene Ontology annotation, molecular function: thiosulfate-cyanide sulfurtransferase activity.